Messenger RNA from Daphnia pulex (common water flea), 1473 nucleotides. RefSeq lists its product as uncharacterized. NCBI's taxonomy places the organism in Eukaryota, Metazoa, Arthropoda, Branchiopoda, Diplostraca, Daphniidae. The transcript has a single exon. Gene Ontology annotation, molecular function: nucleic acid binding. The record is from RefSeq and is a predicted model, not a curated record. Gene Ontology annotation, biological process: DNA integration. Bases 1 to 1473 code for a protein of 490 amino acids.
AUGGUGGCCAAAAAACAAAAAAUCGCGUCAACUAGUACAGCUCUCCCCUAUCUACGCGGAGACCACAAGGGACGUCGACCAGCACUGAUAUCCCAGUUGGAUCUUUAUUUGGAUGCUGAUUCGAUCAUUCGCUGCCGUGGCCGUUUAAAUAAUGCCGAUUUAUCAAGUGAUGCUCGAAAUCCCAUCCUCCUACCGAAGAAUACCGAACUCACCCGCCUCAUAAUUCAACAUUUUCAUGAGCGCACUCUUCAUUCCGGUGUUUCUUACACUAUUUCUAGCAUCCGCCAGAGAUUUUGGAUCCCAUCCAUCCGCCAACAGGUGAAAGCCAUCGUGCGCCUCUGCACUCGCUGCCGCCGGGUGAACGGGGCUCCUUACAGAGCCCCCAAUCCAGCUACAUUGCCAAGUUUUCGAGUCCGUGGAGACAAGGUCUUCGCCGUUACCGGCAUCGAUUUUGCUGGCCCAUUUCCAGUCCGUGGUCCAUCUAGCCAACCAGAUUUAAAGGCUUACAUUUGCCUCUUUACGUGCACUACAUCUCGUGCCAUCCACCUGGAGUUAGUAGAAGACCUCACGGCAGCUAGUUUUAUACUAGCCUUCAGAAGUUUCAUCUCCCACCACUUUACCCCAACAAUGGUUCUCUCGGACAAUGCCACAACCUUCGAAUGUGCCGCUCGUGCCCUCAAGUCCAUUUUCAACAGUUCGGAAGUUACCAAUUAUCUUUCCGACUGUCAAAUCGAAUGGCGUUUUAUUCCGAAGCGUGCCCCUUGGCAUGGGGGCUUUUGGGAACGACUUGUCGGCCUGACCAAGGAAGCUCUCAAGAAAAUGCUCGGUCGUACCAAACUCAAAUUCGCUGAGUUCCGGACUAUCGUCACAGAGAUCGAGGCCAUCCUGAACGAUCGUCCGAUCACGUAUGUGUCGUCAGAUUUGAACGACCCUCAAGCUCUUACACCGUCUCAUCUGAUGUAUGGUGAUCGCUUGACUCCACUCCCACACAACCCAGCCGUUGAAGAGGAGCUGCUUGAUCCCACCUUCGGUGAGAAGCCUUCCCACCUCCUUGACAUGUUCAGCCGAAGACAACGAAUCCUCAAAGCUUUCUGGUCCCGUUGGCAAAAGGACUACUUGACCAGCCUCCGGGAACGACACAUCACAUGCAAGGAGAAAUUCAAGCCCAGCAUCAAGGUCGGUGACGUGGUUCUAGUUCAUAACGAAGGACCCCGAAUCUAUUGGAAACUGGCUGUGAUCGAAAGCCUCAUCAUCAGCCCGGAUGGAGAAAUCCGAGCAGCCAACAUCCGCACCGCGGAAGGAAAAACAAACCGUCCGGUCUCAAAACUGUAUCCGCUGGAAGUGACUGCGCCAAUUGAUUCUUCUCCAAGCGCUCAAGUUCUUCCCAAUCCCGCCUCUUCUGUACCAACGAGACCUCGUCGGAAAGCGGCCAUCGCCGCCGAAAAAAGGAUCCGGAAUAUGGCAGAAGAGUAG